This is a messenger RNA of Botrytis byssoidea, 1143 nucleotides long. RefSeq lists its product as uncharacterized. Lineage: Eukaryota; Fungi; Ascomycota; Leotiomycetes; Helotiales; Sclerotiniaceae. Gene Ontology annotation, molecular function: FAD binding; oxidoreductase activity. The transcript has 3 exons. The record is from RefSeq and is a predicted model, not a curated record. Bases 1 to 1143 code for a protein of 380 amino acids.
AUGAACCACAUCACUCUUUCGGAUGAUGGUCAAACUGCUACGAUUGGCGGGGGUGCAAAUGUGAAAGAAGUCGUGGAGGCACUUACGCGUUUAGGAAAACGAACAGUAACCGGCUUCUGCGAGCUCGUCGGAUUCUCCGCGCCCACUCUCGGGGGUGGUCAUGGUUGGCUUCAGGGCCAAUACGGACUCAUGGCCGAUCAGGUAAUUUCCGCCCGCCUCUUGCUGCCUUCUGGCGAACUGGUCACUGUAUCGGAGAAAACUCAUCCGGAUUUAUUUUGGGCCAUCCGAGGCGCGGGACAUAAUUUCGGGUUGGUGAUGGAAUGGGAAUAUCGUGUUUAUGAUGAUAAUGCCCCAUUAUGGUCUUAUGAAAUCUUUAUUUAUUCAGGAGAUAAGCUUGAGGCUCUCUAUGAAGAGGCCAAUAGAUUAUUGCGAGAUCAACCAGCGGAGCUGGUUCAUUGGGGAUAUAUUAUCAAGGUUGCAGAGAUUGAUCCAGAUCAUCCGGUUCUGUGGUUCGGUAUUGUCUACAACGGUUCUCCCGAAAUAGCCAAUCGAUAUGCCAAACCAUUCCAUGACAUCGGACCACUUAGUGUACAGACUGAUCUGGGAUCACUCCAUGAUCUCGCCGUCGUCACAUUUCAAGACGCAGAUGGUCCAGGAUGCGCUUACGGGAUGACAUCCCUCCGCUACCCUAUCGGACUGAAAUCAUACAAUGUGACGGCCGUCAGACAGGUAUACAACGAGAUCGACUCAACAUUCCGCAAAGUUCCAGAGAUAGCUGGCUCAUUUUUCUUACUCGAAGGCUACUCGACUCAUGCAGUUAAAGCCAUCGAUGCAGCAAGCACGGCGUUUCCGCACCGAGAUGAUAACAUCUUGGUGACAUCGUACGUCAUGUAUGCGCCUGACUCGAACAUCGACCCGAUAGCAAAGGAAUUUGGCGAAAAGCUUCGAAAAUACUUGCUAGAUGGAAGUGAGGACCCAGAACAUCUCCGCGCCUACGUCAACUAUGCCGAUGGCGAUGAGUCUUUACAGGCGAUCUAUGGGUGGGAGACAUGGAGACUGGAGAGAUUGAAGAAACUUAAAGCUCAGUGGGACCCUAAGAAUACCAUGCGGUAUUAUGUUCCUAUUGAACAGAACAUCAACUAG